AAAAACUUCAUAUUUGUGAGAGAGAUCCACUCAGUGAUUUACUUUAUAUUUACAAACCAGUUGUUGCUUUGUUUUGCUGAUGGUCAGACGGUGUUCAAAGACCUCUCACAAAAUUUUUGACAUUAACAACUUAUUGCAAAAUCGAGAUUAUUGCGAAAUUGUGAUUAAAUUUACUAGAUUAUUAUUUCUUUGAAUUUAAAUAGAAUAGAUUCAAUAAGAAGCGUUAAAGAAUAUUCAAGUGCUGUGAUUUUAUCAGUUAAAUUCUUCAAAAGUGCCAACAACCGACUAAUUUGACAAUUCCAUGCUGUUAAGUGCUUUAAUUCUUGAUAAAUUUAAAGAAUCCUACAGCUUUAAAAAAGGUGUACAUUAAAGUAAUUCAUUGAAAAUUCACAUUGAGACGCCACAAACAUUGCAUACACGUCAACAACCUACGAGAGUCGAGAGAGAUAAAAGAGAAGAGAGAAUAAAGAAGAAGACCAUGAAAAGCAUCAUAAUAAUUUUCUGUAUCUAUAUAUCAAUCGCACAAGCACUGGAUAAUGGCUUGGCAAAAACACCGCCAAUGGGCUGGAUGAGUUGGGAACGUUUUCGCUGUAUAACAGAUUGUGAUAAAUAUCCUGAUGAAUGCAUUAGCGAGCGACUAAUUAUGGAAAUGGCCGAUAUAAUGGUGAAGGAUGGUUAUCUCGAUGCUGGUUACGAGUAUGUUAAUAUCGAUGACUGUUGGAGUGAAUUAGAAAGAGAAGACGGCAAAAUUGUUGCUGAUAAGAAGCGAUUCCCAAGAGGAAUCAAAUUUUUAUCUGAUUAUGUUCACUCGAAAGGUCUCAAGUUUGGCACAUACCUCGAUUAUGGAACAAAAACAUGUGCCGGAUAUCCAGGAUCACUCGAAUAUUUGGAAACAGAUGCACAAUCAUUAGCUGAUUGGAACGUUGACUUCAUAAAGAUGGAUGGAUGCAAUGUCGACACGGAGAAAAUGGUUGAUGGAUAUAUUGAGUUCGGAAGACUGAUGAAUGCCACCGGCAGACCUAUUGUAUAUUCAUGCUCAUGGCCAGCAUAUUUUGAAUUUUACCGAAAGCCCACAAUGAUCCCAGACUAUGAAGUUCUGAAAAAGACAUGCAAUUUAUGGCGUAAUUGGAAGGAUAUUGAAGACUCAUAUGAGUCAAUGCUGUUUACGGCUGAUUAUUUUGCAGAGCAUGCAGACCGCGUUUCACCACAUGCUGGUCCAGGUCAUUGGAAUGAUCCAGACACGUUGCUAUUAGGGAAUUUCGGACUAACUUAUGAACAGAGUAAAGCACAACUUGCUAUAUGGGCUAUUAUUGCUUCGCCAUUCCUUCUUUCAACAGAUUUGCGUACCAUCACGCCGGAAAUUAAAGAGCUUUUAUUAAAUCGUGAGAUAAUCGCAAUAGACCAAGAUCCACUUGGCAUACAAGGAAAGCAAUUAAAGAAAGGCUACGGAAUAGAAGUUUGGGUACGUCCCGUUUUACCAAGAAUCGGAAAUGAGUAUUCUUAUGCCGUUGCUUUCGUAUCAAGACGAACAGAUGGUCAUGGAUAUGCCUUCCCAUACACAUUGGCAGAUCUCGAAUUGAAAAAUAAGAACGGCUACAUUGUUAAAGACUUGUUCAAUUUAAAGCGUAGCACAUUUGAAAUGCAAGAAAAUGAUAUGACUGAGGAACGAGUUAAUCCAACUGGUGCCAAUUUCUAUAAAUUCACUCCAAUUGAAAAUAAUCGAGAGUUGUAAUUUCCAUAUAGAUUGAAAAUUGAAAAAUGCCUCCCGGUACGAGAAUCAUUUAAAUAUAAUUUUAUAGAAUAAAAGCAAGGUCUUUUUUGCAAAAAUGAGA
Molecule: messenger RNA, 1832 nt
Organism: Chironomus riparius
Lineage: Eukaryota; Metazoa; Arthropoda; Insecta; Diptera; Chironomidae
Source: the annotation of a GenBank genome assembly